AUGUUUCUACAUGAUUUUCUACACUUAACAUACGACUACGCAGCCUUGAUUAGGUUUUUGUGCGAAAAAGGAGUUAUUCGCGAUCGCAUUACGUGUCCAAAAUGCAGUAAUAUUAUCGAACUUGAUUUUGAUGAUAAAUCGUUAAAAUUCAAAUGUCGAAACAAGUAUUAUGUCGGACACUACAAGAAGAAAAAGCGACGAGUUGUUUGUACAUUUGGGAAAAGUGCUUUAGCUGGCACUUGGUUUUCCCACGGACAUCAUGGAAUAGUGAAAACUUGCAGAUUUAUUGCUUAUUUUUUAAUGAUUCGGCCACCACGUCAAAUAUUUCUCGAAGAACAAUUGUGUUUAUCUAGACACAGUGUCGUUGAUUGGACCAACUUCUGUCGGGAGUUACUUCAACAGUGGAUUAUAGCUGACGAAGAAUUACUUGGUGGAUCAGGCGUUAUCGUCGAGAUUGAUGAGGCAAAAGUGGGAAAGCGUAAAUACAAUAGGGGACGAAUCGUCAAAGGUCAGUGGGUAUUUGGUGCCAUUGAACGAGUCAGUGGCAAAAUGUUUAUCGUGCCCGUCAAGGAUCGCACCAGUAUCACUCUCGUCGACAUCGUUAAGCGUCGAAUUGCUCCUGGCUCAAUAAUUUAUUCUGAUUGCUGGCGUGCAUACGACACUCUGAGUAAUUAUGAUUACACCCAUUACGUGGUAAAUCAAACCGAACAUUUUGUGGACUCUCAAACUGGUAUCCACACUCAAAAUAUAGAACGAUUAUGGAGGGAUAUGCGAGGAGCACUACCUCGAUUUG
This is a messenger RNA of Vollenhovia emeryi, 793 nucleotides long. RefSeq lists its product as uncharacterized. The record is from RefSeq and is a predicted model, not a curated record. Lineage: Eukaryota; Metazoa; Arthropoda; Insecta; Hymenoptera; Formicidae. The transcript has 2 exons. The annotation marks the transcript as partial.